AAUGAAAGACGCUGCUUGGUUUGCAGGAGAGUCCUGGAAUAUUGUUUUUUCACAUCUUCGAAUUUUAAAAUUCCUGAAUUUUAUAUCAAACUAUGUAUUAUUUGCUGGUUCUUCACUCAGCUUUUAAUUAAUAAACUGGGAACGAUUACAAAUGUUUUUAUGGAGUUAUAAACCAUUCAUUUAGGCUACUUGUGAUGUAAAUAUACAAGAAUGGGGAAAGCUAAGGCAGUGGAGCCAGAACCAGCUGAUAAGAUUAUACGAACUUUGGGUGAAAAUCUGUGUAUAGAAGUUUCUGAGGAGGAGAAGAAAUAUAGAAAUAAAAAGGGUCCAGAUGAUGUGAAGCACAUCCGCAAAGAGAAGCUGAAGUGUACAGUCUGCGGCAAGAGUCUGGCCGAUCUGGCCAAGAAGGCAACAGAACCGUAUGUACACAUGGUUCUAGGCGUAUUGGUGUGUGGGGACUGCUCAUCAUUCUAUGGUGAUGGCUAUUUCUCCGUAGAUGAGGACGGAGAUGAUAAGUACUGUCGAUGGUGUGGUCAGGGAGGCACACUAUACCUGUGUUCCAGUUGUACUUGCGCUUUUUGUAAGAAAUGUAUGAAGCAAAAUCUGGACAAGCAAGACCUAAAGGAUUUAGAGUCAGAUGAUUGGAAAUGUUUCAUCUGUAAACCAAAGCCUCUAUUUGAGUGUCGGACUGUUUGUUGGUUUUUGCAAGAAAAUGCUUCCAAGGCUAAGAAUGAAAAAGAUGAAGAAAAUGAUAAAGAAGAAACUGCUCCAACAAGAUCAAGGAGGGAAAGGGGAAGCAGAAAAUCUAUAAAAGAAGAGAACACGACUCCAGCAUCACGAAAACGAAAAGCAAGUGAAGUGGAAGAUGAAUCUGAAACUGAAAAAGAAAGAGGAAGCAAGAGGCGUAAGAGUUCUGAUUCAGGGAAGGAGACUAAGCAACAAACCACUUCAUCAAACAGGAGGUCAAGGAGUCAGUCCGUGAAAGAAAAGGAGGAUGAAAAAGAGUCUGAGGAUGAAUCUCUUAAAAAACCAUCUACAGUCGAACCUAGGUCCAAAAGAACCAGAGGCUCAAAACCUGAAGUGGAAUCCUCACCAAUUAAGAAGUCACCACGUGUUUCCAAGAGAAAUGAAGAUCAGUCCAAAAAGAAAACAGAAGAAAUCACAGUUUCUGAUGAUGAAAAUGAAGAGAAAGAUGAUUCUAUUGAAGAAGUUCCUAAAAAAGGAGCUAAUAAGUCUUUAAGAAAGGAUAGUUCUCCAGCUAUGGCAAAAACAACCACAAGCCAGGAAAAAGUUGAAAAAAGAGUUCGGUCCAAGAGACAUUUCUCUGAAAAAAACUGUUAAAGA
Molecule: messenger RNA, 1344 nt
Organism: Homalodisca vitripennis (glassy-winged sharpshooter)
Lineage: Eukaryota; Metazoa; Arthropoda; Insecta; Hemiptera; Cicadellidae
Product: transcriptional regulator ATRX-like
Exons: 7
Coding region: 211-1341 (376 amino acids)
Source: RefSeq, a predicted model, not a curated record